This is a messenger RNA of Spodoptera littoralis (African cotton leafworm), 4914 nucleotides long. Lineage: Eukaryota; Metazoa; Arthropoda; Insecta; Lepidoptera; Noctuidae. The record is from the annotation of a GenBank genome assembly.
AGAAUGAGAUUGAAGUUCGUUAGCGUUAGCACCAAACCACAUCCUUACUCGUGCUGUUGAAAAAACUUAAUCAUAACAUCUGGCACGCUUAUCGUGGAACAGACAUCAGACGCGAACGUGAGUUCUCCAACGCCAAACAUACCGCGCUGUGCGGCCGCGGCGCUCGCGAUUACGCUGGAAAAGAUAAAACCUGCGCGGAAAAACAUCAAAUCAAAAACUGGCUCCUUCAUUCAAUUGAAACACCUACAAUAUUUUUGUAACAGGUUCAGUCAAGUGUAAAAUGUGAUUAAAACUGUGAUCUUUAUAAGUUAGUGCAUCAAAACAUGAUUGAACUGUUAAAAGUGAAUGACAACAAAGUAAACGGAACAAUGAGAGAUAUUGGAUCUGAUUCGUUCGUGUGCCGAGUCCAGUACUUGGACGACCUGGACCCUUUCAUGGAGUACAAUGUUCGGGAGCCUCCUCGACCUCUGUACCAUACGUUCAACACUACCAUACCCUUGUCGUACCAAAUAGCUGCCGUUCAUCGCUUGCUGCAGGCCCCACAUCGGUUGGAUGACGCAACGCUCCAAGUGUUUAAAGACGGCGACUAUGGACCUUAUUUGGACCUGGACUCAACGCUGGGCGAGCAAGAAGAGGAACUGGAAGGUCUGCAGGACAGUCGCAAAAAUGCCCUGGUCCUUCGCACUCAAUUAUCUGUUCGCGUCCACGCAAUCAUUGAGAGGUUGCUCCACUCUCAAGGACGAGAGCUUCGCAGAGCCCUGUUCACUCUCAAGCAAAUCCUUCAGUCCGACAAAGAUCUUGUGCACGAAUUCGUCGCGAACAAGGGCCUGGACUGUCUCAUGCAAGUCGGCAACAUGGCUGACCACAACUACCUGGACUAUAUCCUACGAGCACUCGGACAGAUCUUGCUCUAUGUCGACGGUAUGCACGGGGUGAUGGGCCACCAGCGCUGUGUGCAGUGGCUCUAUGCUCUCAUUUCUAGCAAAUUCCGUCACGUUGUCAAAACAGCUCUCAAACUUCUUCUAGUCUUUGUCGAAUACACCGAACCAAACUGUAUGCUCCUCAUAGAAGCCAUCGUGACCGUGGAUAACUCGAAUGCCCGGCAACCAUGGUACAACAUUAUGAAGAUCCUUCAGGACUUCGAUGCAUCCGACACAGAACUUCUCAUUUACGCUACUACUUUGAUCAAUAGAUGCCUAAACAAUGUUCCUGAUAGGGACACCUACUACGAUCAAGUGGAUGCCUUGCAGGAUCAAGGCAUAGAUGAUAUUAUACAGCUGUAUAUGUCAAAACAAGGAACUGAUUUAGAUCUAUUGAGGCAAUUGCAGAUUUUUGAAGCUGUUUUGCUAUAUGAGGAUGGUGACGAAACGGGAACAGCACUUAAGCAAUUGGAUGACUCGGUAAUCAACUCAAUACGUCGUAGAAACAUAAACUUAAAUAGUGAGAGAAGAACGUCUAAAAAACAACAAUGCAAAGAAAAAGCCAAACCAGUCAUCACUCAUACUGAGCCAGACAACAAAUUAACGAAUAAUAUUCGUUCAUUCUUACCACCGCUCACUGACCAUAAUAAAGAGAACAAAGAACUUAGUUCAGCUUUAAGGAGAAGACGAGACCGUUUCGCGAGGCAAGCACAUCAUAUCAUUCAGCAACAAGAGAUGUUGAAUCACUCUAGUGAUAUCUACAAUGGCUUAUUCCACAACAAUGGGAGCUUCACGAGCGGCAAUGGCAGUUUCACAAGUUCAAAUGGAAAUUUUUCCACGUCCAAUGGCAGUUUGACGAGUGCCAACGGUAGCUUCACAAGUCCAAACGGCAGUUUCUCAAGUCUUAAUGGAAGUUUCACCAGCACUAAUGGAAGUUUUUCAAGUUCGAAUGUGAGUUUCCCGAGUAUUAUCGGGAAUUAUACCAACACCAAUGGCAGUUGUACAAAUGGGACUAAUGGGACUUACACGAAUGGAACUUACACCAAUAAUAAGAACUACUCAAAUACUACCAGUAACUUGAAUGGUAACAAUUUGUCGAAUGGAGUCAACGGGCACCACGAAGACGAAGAUAAAUACACAAAUAGGACAACGAAGAACUUUAAUCUAGCUGAUGUUUUAAAGAAUGAAAACCAAAGAUACACAUCUGGUCUCAAACAGAGAAUCCAGAAUGGGACUUUAGGACAUAGUAUGAAUGCUGUUGACGCGAUUACCGUGAUGCGACAAAAACAGACAGAUACGACUCCAGAAGUGAAAGACGACCGAGGAAUCUUGCUGAAUAGAGAACACAGUAUCAAAGAUUUAGCACAACGGUUGACCAGCCCUGUCAGUCCAACUACUGAGGAAAAGCCAUUACGAGUUUCUGAUAUGGCAGGAAUUGUAUCGAAAGCCAAAGAAGAAUUAGCUAAAUCUCAAUCAAAAGAAAUAAUAAAGAGCCCUACAAUAGAAAAAUCACCUAAAGUUCACGAAAUCAAAGUAUCCGAGAAUGAUUUGCAUUGGGAAGAACUGAGAAAAGGUUGUCUACAUAGAGAAUUCCACUUAUGCGAUUUAGACUUUUCUGAUCUCCGCGAAGAUUCUGACGAUGAGAUGUCAUCGCCUGCUGUGAACGCUGCUAGCGGCCCGCCACCACCGCCACCCACAAUGUUUCCACCAAUGGGAGUUCCUCCGCCUUUGCCAGGUUGUUUCCCUCCACUGUCUAAAAAUAACGUUCCUACUCCACCAAAACCAGCUCUUUCAUCAGAAAUGUCAAACGACUCUGAUAGCUCCACAAUAAAAAAGAAUAAGAAAACAGUUAAGUUGUUCUGGAGAGAAAUACAAGAGAAUCCAACGCCAGUCGCGAUAAGGCCGAAGGUCGGGGGAUUUAUUUGGGACGACCUUCCUGAGGUCAGCGUUGACACUGCUAUGUUGGAGCAUCUAUUUGAAUCUAGAACUAAUGAUUUGAUUAUCAAAAAAUUAAUGGAACCAAAGAGAAACCUUAUUUUAGACGCUAAAAGAUCAAAUGCUAUCAAUAUCGCAAUGAAAAAAUUACCAAAACCCCAAACUAUUAAGGCAGCUAUAAUGAAAAUGGAUGCAACCGUUGUUGGUAGAGAAGGUAUAGAAAAACUGCUGACUAUGUUACCCACUGAAGAAGAAAAGAUUAAAAUACAGGAGGCCCAGUACGCCAAUCCGGAUUUACCACUGGGCAGUGCUGAACAGUUCCUACUAACUCUGGCUUCUAUAAACGAACUCUCAUCUCGACUAAAACUUUGGGUGUUUAAAUUGGAUUUUGACAAUUUAGAGAAAGAAAUCGCCGAACCACUGAUGGACCUAAAGCAAGGUAUAGAAUUAUUGAAGAUGAAUAGAACCUUCAAAGUAAUUCUGUCUACGUUGAGAACCGUCGGAAACUACCUGAAUGGAAACUAUGCCAAAGGUUUCCGUUUGGAGUACUUAUCUAAAGUUGUGGAAGUUAAAGACACCGUUCAUAAACAUCCCCUUCUGUACCACAUCUGCGAAAUGAUCAUUGGAAAAUUCCCCGAAAGCUCUGACUUUUUUAGUGAAGUCGGUCCUGUCAUCAGAGCCUCUAAAGUAGAUUUCGAUGUGCUCUCAGCGAAUCUCCAGAAGUUGGAAUCUGACUGCAAAGCAUCUUGGGACCAUAUGAAACGCGUUGCAAAACAUGAUGGGUCUCAGAUUUUUAAGACAAAAAUAAAUGAAUUCCUCACAGAUGCAGCGGAAAGAAUCAUUCUACUGUCAGUUAUCAAGAAAAGGGUAAUGAGCAGAUUUAACAAAUUCUUACUCUUCCUCGGAGUCCCUCCAUGUGACAUACCCAAGACCAAGCCUGCAGAAUUUUUAAAGGUCAUAGCGGAAUUUUCUCUAGAGUACAGGACUACUAGGGAAAGGGUACUGCAACAGUUGGAGAAAAAGGCUAAUCACAGAGAGAGAAACAAGACUAGAGGCAAAAUGAUUAUUGAUGUUGGCAACUAUUCUCACAAAAAUGGCGACCACACUGCAGAUAGUGCUUUAAAAGAACUUUUGAAAACUGAUCCGGAUACCGACAGUCUCACAGACGGUAGAAGAAAGAGUCAGCCCAACAGCAGAAGAAUUCUAGUCAAUGGAGACUUAUCAGCAGACGAAGAGAUAUUAGAGAGCCUUGUGAGAUCAGCAACAUCCAAACGCAAACCAGUCACACGAGAGCGGAGAAGGAAUCGAAUUUCAGACAAGAAGAACUUGAACAGGACUCUAGAUGGAAAUCAAUCAUGACGAGUGAUUCUUCCCACGAGUGUAAUUCAAGCCUGCGUAGGCGCGGAGGGGUAGCUGCCAUCGUGAGCAUUGAAUCCAUCUGCAACGAUAAACCCGCCCAAAUCCCGCAGCGCCGAAGUCAUAACAGAUACGACGCUUACUGAUCAAAGAAUAAUCAGCUUACAUAGUUGGAAUUGCAAUUCAAAUCAGUACUCAAGAUUGAUUGAAGUGUCAGCUUAGUGCCUCUUAAUUGAGCAGUCGCAGGUCGAUUGCCAAGGAAGAGCUGAAUACAGUUGGCAAAAGGCUCCCUUGUACAACAUGGCACUCGUAGCAUAACUAACGACACACGGGUGACUUUAGUUACACUUGUGCAAAAGCGUGAGUUAUGUGAGCGAGCCUACCCAUAUACAAUGACAAAGUUAUUGAAUCUCAUAAAAUAGCCAACCCCCCAGUGUGUACGACAAGAUGGACUCAGUGCUGAGAAUUGUAACCAAAUUCUUUAUCGUGCGAAAAUAUUAAUGUAUGAAAGUUUAAUUAAAUUUUUAUCAACAGCACUGAUUUAUACUUUACAAUGAAAUCACAGAAAACUCAUUUUUUUAAACCAUCGCUCUCUUUUAUAAAGAAAGUAAAUUGAAUAUUUUCUUAAUGUAUUUAACUGUAGUGUCAGUUAUUUUGUGGUUUUUUAUUAUUCCUAUACUAGAUUUAGUAUGGGCAAGUUUAA